Molecule: messenger RNA, 1243 nt
Organism: Macrobrachium nipponense
Lineage: Eukaryota; Metazoa; Arthropoda; Malacostraca; Decapoda; Palaemonidae
Product: glutamate receptor ionotropic, kainate 3-like
Exons: 8
Coding region: 16-1173 (385 amino acids)
Cellular component (GO): membrane
Molecular function (GO): ligand-gated monoatomic ion channel activity
Source: RefSeq, a predicted model, not a curated record
GGGAUCCAGGGGCCUAUGGGACACUUCCUGGAUUUGUUCUCCUCCAAGAUGAAUUUCAGCUACGAGAUCUUCAGACCUGACGACGGACUGUGGAGUGCCCGGCUUCCAAACGGUUCCUUCAAGGGCAUGGUUGGCAUGCUGGAAAGACAAAAUGUGGAAUUCGCCUUGGGUCCCUUUUUCGCAACGGAAGAGAGGAACCAAGUGUGUGACUUCACCGUGCCUGUAGCUGGCGACUCGUUCUCCAUUUUCAUGAUCAGGCCAACGCUCUCCAAUGACAUCUCCGGAUUUCUCAAACCUUUUACACCCUUGGUUUGGACUUUAAUCCUGCUCAGCAUUUUGGGUAUCGUCACGGGCAUGUCGUUCUUGGUCUGGGGGGAAUCACGCUGUUUCGAUAAGGGUGAAGAGAGUAUCAUCGCAAAAGCUACCCUGUGGGCGCUUCAGACGAUGUCUCAAGAGAGUUCUGAAUGGAUGCCCAAGCACGACGGUGGAAGGGUGGUCGUCACGACCUGGCUCUUUGCCUCCCUGGUCUUCAUGUCGUCCUACGGAGGCAUCCUGACCGCUAUGCUGACCGUCCCGAGGGUCGUCAUUCCAAUAGACUCCGCGAAGGACCUGGUGAGGCAAUCCGCCCUUCCCUGGAGGCUCGAGGCUGGGACCAUGAUGGUGACGUACCUCAAGGAAUCCGAGGAUCCUAUCAAACGGCAGGUUCACACGAAAAUGGAAGGGACGAUGGUCAGCUGCUGGAGGUCACGACAAGACUUCGUCGACGGGAAGUAUGCCGGGAUCUGCGACUACACGGCCAUGAAGACGAUCAUGUCUUGGGAUUUCAGUACAUCGGGUUCGUGUCAUCUGUACAUAUCCAAAGAGAUAGUCUACAGUGGAGGAAUACUGUCGGUAGCAUUCAAAACGAAUUCGACUUACAUGCACGCAGCUGAUCGUCUGCUGCUGUCGCUGAAGGAAUCGGGCAUCUUCGACAAAUGGCUGAACGACCAGUUCACCAACACGACCGAGUGUCUACGACCUCCCUCCGCCGAUAAAGGGAACAAGAUGUCCGCCCUGGGACUGGAAUCGUUGGCCGGGAUAUUCAUCCUCUUGGUUGUCGGUGGUUAUCACAGAUUGUUUGAGUUACCCCUUCAAUGCGUCACGAAUCCCCCUAUUUGUCUGUGGCGUUCCUAAGGCCUGCUUUUAACCCUACUUCAUUUGACGUCACUAGAUCUAUCAACAUUUUUCCUUGUUACUUGGGUCA